AUGCAGUACGUGCAUUUUCAUAAGCCAAAAUCCAAGAAACCCGAAACUCCAAAACAUGAAAAAGAACAGCUCCACAUUGCUUCCAAACGCCUAGAUACUACAAGAAGUUUCUUGCUUGUACUCAAAAGAGCCAUGAACAAGCUAAAAAUCGAUUUAGGCAAAUUUAAGGUUGAUCUCAAGCUCUUGGGAGACUUGUUCUUCCUCACUGGUGCAGGUCUUUCUAUGUACUAUUUGGUGAACCACCUCCUCAAUGAAUCUUCACCAGGAAAUGAAAAUACUAUCAAAGCUAGAGAGUCUAAGAAAAAGCUGUCCAAUAUAUUAAAGAAAAUACAAUCGUCUAAUCCAAAUCUACAGAAUUUAACAUUCGAUGAAUAUGAGAAGAACUUGCUAAACUCAUUAAUUAUACCCGAGGAUAUAUCUGUUACCUUUGACGAUAUUGGUGGAUUGCAGCUGAUUAUUGAAGACUUAAGAGAACUGGUAAUUCUCCCCUUGACAGAACCUCAUAUUUUCGCCACGCACCUGCUGUUGAUUCAAUCUCCUAAGGGUGUGUUGUUCCAUGGCCCCCCAGGAUGUGGGAAGACUAUGCUUGCUAAGGCAAUCGCUAAAGAAAGUGGUGCAUUUUUCCUUCUGAUCAGAAUGUCAACUAUAAUGGAUAAAUGGUACGGAGAGCUGAAUAAAAUAGUUGAUGCAAUCUUCUCUUUGGCCAAUAAAUUGCAGCCAUGUAUUAUAUUUAUCGACGAAAUAGAUUCGUUUCUCAGAGAUAGAUCCUCAACUGACCACGAAGUGAGUUCAAUGCUUAAAGCUGAAUUUAUGACUUUAUGGGACGGAUUGGUUAGCAACGGACAAAUCAUGGUUAUGGGUGCCACUAACAGACAAAAUGACAUUGACAGCGCCUUUUUAAGAAGAUUGCCAAAGAAGUUUGCCAUUGGAAAGCCCAAUAGCCAACAGAGAAGAUCUAUUUUGAACAAGAUCUUAUCGAGUACUGAGUUGGACCCAGUAGAAUUCAAUCUAGAUUAUAUUGUGAAUCACAGCCAGGGUAUGCUGGGACUGGAUUUGAAAGAGCUUUCUAGAGAAGCUGCGCUAAGUGCUAUGAGAGAAUUUAUAAGAAAGAACUACAAGAACGGGAAGAAGUUGGACUCUCCAGUGGACGAUAAGGGAAGUGUGAGGCCAUUGAGAACAAGCGACUUCUUCCCUGAGUUGGCAGAAAUACCACCAUCUAACAUCGAUUAA
Molecule: messenger RNA, 1230 nt
Organism: Dujonia railenensis
Lineage: Eukaryota; Fungi; Ascomycota; Pichiomycetes; Serinales; Debaryomycetaceae
Source: the annotation of a GenBank genome assembly